This is a messenger RNA of Dentiscutata erythropus, 468 nucleotides long. The record is from the annotation of a GenBank genome assembly. Lineage: Eukaryota; Fungi; Glomeromycota; Glomeromycetes; Diversisporales; Gigasporaceae.
AUGCAAUCUUUGAAUCCAAAGAAACAAGCAACCGUCAUUGGAGCCGGAAUUUCAGGGCUGACUACUGCUGUUCUUCUUCAAGAAGAGUAUAACGUAACAAUUGUAUCCAGAGAUUUUCCGGGCGAAUUAAAAGAUGGAUAUACAAGUCCAUGGGCUGGCGCGAAUUGGAGAAGUCAGGCAGUGUUAGAUGACAUCCGGCAACAAGGUACUGGUGUCAAGUAUUUAAAGCAUAUUUCAGUUAAAUUUAUUAAUUUAUCAAUUCCUUCGAAAGGUUUUGAUAAGGAAACUUUUAUUCACUUUUGGGAUUUGGCCCAUACCAGACCAUCCGAAACUGGAAUAAUGAUUGUAGACGGGUUUGACUAUUGGGAUGAAUAUUUCCCAUUGGAAUGGAAUGAUCCAUGGUUUAAGGAUUUAUCGAUGGUUGAGUUUUUAUUUGAACAAACAGUACAGGCAUUUAACGAAAAAUGA